AUGCAUUUCGCUGUUGCUUUCACUACCCUUACAGCCCUGGCCAUGGGAGUCGCUGCCGACCCUCAUUCCAAGCCUCCGCCAAACGCUAAUGUCAUUGCCGCUCGCAUAUGGGGCGACAGCGACUGUGGUGCCAAGAACAAUAACCACAACCUCGGGGAAUUGACUCUCCACGGUAGCGACGACGGCAAAUGUAGCAAGUUCUCCGAUGAGAUCAAGUCUGUUAAGCAGUACGACCACGAUUAUAACUGCAAAUUGGUUCUCUAUCAUGACAAAAACUGCAAGCGUGGAAAGAAGGACAUUAGAGAUGGCCAAUGCCGUGAAACAUUGAGGCACUUUGGCAGCUACAAGGUGGAAUGCAAGUGA
Messenger RNA from Fusarium venenatum, 363 nucleotides. RefSeq lists its product as uncharacterized. The record is from RefSeq and is a predicted model, not a curated record. Lineage: Eukaryota; Fungi; Ascomycota; Sordariomycetes; Hypocreales; Nectriaceae.